GCGCUCUCACCCGUAGUUACAAACUUAUGAGCUACUAUGAACGCUCCAGCGUCUUUUGAACCUUUUCUUUUAGCGGAUGGCGAAAAGAAGAUUUCAUUUGAAAAAGACACGCAAGUGCCCAAUGCUGCUAUCUUCACCCUGAACAGAGAGGAUCAUACAGUUGGAAAUAUGAUAACGUGUCAACUUCUCAAAGAUCCGAGAGUAUUAUUUGCCGGAUAUAAAGCACCUCAUCCUCUAGAGCACAAAAUAGUUAUUCGAGUACAUACAGCUCAUCCAGCAACACCUGUGGACGUUUUUGUAUCUGCUUUGAAAGAUCUUAUCAGUGAAAUUUCAAAUAUAGAAGAGCAGUUUAGAAUGGCAACAAAAUGAUGGAGACAGAGAGUGACUGUACAUAUAUUUUUAUAUUUGUAACAAUACAUUGCUUUCUUUACUCAUAUGUUUCUCUUUUUUUAUUUGUCUUGUCUCAGAAACAGUUAAUAUUUAAGCAUGAAGACAAACCUUUCUCUUUCGAUUUUAGAGUUUUGGUUAAAUUGUGAACUUUC
Trichobilharzia szidati is the source of this 542-nucleotide messenger RNA. The record is from the annotation of a GenBank genome assembly. NCBI's taxonomy places the organism in Eukaryota, Metazoa, Platyhelminthes, Trematoda, Strigeidida, Schistosomatidae.